Messenger RNA from Chilo suppressalis (striped riceborer), 831 nucleotides. The record is from the annotation of a GenBank genome assembly. NCBI's taxonomy places the organism in Eukaryota, Metazoa, Arthropoda, Insecta, Lepidoptera, Crambidae.
AUGAGUGAACAACAUGUCGAUGAAUCCUUGCGUGAGUGCGUGUUCCUAUUACAUGGUUAUCUAAUUCUGCCGCUGAUCAUACCAAGAAGCCUUCAGAAGUUUCCACUGCUGAGACAUCUGUUACCCACACACGGUGACCUUGCGGUGGCCCUACCCCAACUUGGAGCGAGAUGCUCGAACGAAUAUAAAUUAGCAUUACCAGCACAUGCGAGAGACAAGACACGCACGGAGUCCUAUAAUUCACCUUCACCCCUCAAUGAUAGCAUAUGCCUCAUCUUACUGCCGUCGGCCCGCAUCCUAGGGGGUCCGGAUCUUCAUGUGGACAUUGGGUCCACCAUAAACCUCACCUGCCUCAUCCAGUUCAGCCCAGAGCCGCCCGCCUACAUCUUCUGGUACCACGAGGACGAGGUGAUAUCGUACGACUCGUCGCGCGGUGGCGUGUCGGUGGUGACGGAAAAGGGUGCCGCCACCACCUCGUAUCUGCUGGUCCAGGACGCCGCUCCUGCUGACUCCGGCCGCUACUCCUGCUCGCCAUCUAAUGCCGAGGUGGCAUCUGACUCCGCUACCAGCUCGUACGUGCUGGUGCAGGACCCCGCCCCUGUCGACUCCGGCCGCUACUCCUGCUCGCCAUCAAACGCCGAGGUGGCCUUAGUGCGAGAGCACGUGCUCAACGGUCAGUCAUACUACCCUUACACUUGUCCUACAUCGUACCCUCAUACAGAGAAGAACGCCACCACCUCAUACUUGCUGGUACAAGACGCCGCGCCUGUCAAAUCUGAAAAGCUCCACCACCACUUCGUAUCUGAUCGUAGAUUACACCGCGCCUGCUGA